Molecule: messenger RNA, 459 nt
Organism: Annulohypoxylon truncatum
Lineage: Eukaryota; Fungi; Ascomycota; Sordariomycetes; Xylariales; Hypoxylaceae
Exons: 3
Coding region: 1-459 (152 amino acids)
Source: RefSeq, a predicted model, not a curated record
AUGGGAAGCUUCACCCUAAAGACCAUCCUCGCGGUCGUGGCGUCAGCUGCCCUAGGACUAGCGCUCCCGGCCUCGGAGUCGUCGUCCCCGACAGUGACGGGGACGCCUUGCACGUCAGGCAGCCCCGUCGUGACCGCCGGCUACACCAUCAACUACGCGCCGGCGGUGCCGACCGUCGUCUUCGAGAACGGGUACCAGCCCGUCGAGGCCUGGGCCUCGGCCCACGUCAAGUCGACUUACACGUUCGGCGUGCCGCCGCCGGUCGAGACCGGCUUCGCGUACGCGCAGUUCAAGUGCCAGUACUACUGCAACAACGUGCCGUCGGGCAGCUUCUUCGUGAAUUACGACGGCAGCGACAAGGGGUCGCUUUGCACGUGUUUCGAUGAGUUGUUGGAUCCGCAGAGCUUCGUUUCGAAUAACCAGACCCUCGUCGGGGCUUGGAAUAAUCUCUGCAAGUAA